This is a messenger RNA of Penicillium hordei, 4260 nucleotides long. RefSeq lists its product as uncharacterized. The transcript is spliced from 2 exons. Gene Ontology annotation, molecular function: DNA binding. The record is from RefSeq and is a predicted model, not a curated record. Gene Ontology annotation, cellular component: chromosome, telomeric region. Gene Ontology annotation, biological process: telomere maintenance. The coding region runs from base 1 to 4260 and encodes 1419 amino acids. NCBI's taxonomy places the organism in Eukaryota, Fungi, Ascomycota, Eurotiomycetes, Eurotiales, Aspergillaceae.
AUGAAUGCGAUCGAGCAGUCUCCCAAGCAGCCUCCCGCGCCGAAUGCGCUGGCGCAUUUGACUAGAGUUCCGAUAGCUCAGCUUUCUCCCGACAUUGAGAAAUUGGCCGAAAGGUCUUUUCUUGCAGCUGUGGCACUCGUAUGGCCAUACUCCUCUUCAACCAAGUCUGUCAGCCUUCUGUUAGCGGAGCCGGAUUUCCGCCUGAGGGGUGCCAAAGGACAAAUCAAGGCCACGUUCCAUGGGCGCGUCGCGGAAAAGGUCGCAGAAUCGCAUGUCGGAAUUGGGGAUACUGUUUGUCUGGCCUUGAAAGAUAUCAAGUUUGUCAGCAAUGACGGCGUCCACCAAACUCCGGGAAGGUCAGUCGCGUGGGACGCGCACUGGGAGAAUGGCGUGUUUCUCGAGAUCUACCGAUCUUCCCAACCCCCGUUGGUAAUAUCAGUUGAGCCGCAAGUGACAGCACCACAUGAAACCGAACUCGCACCGCCCACAACUCCUAGUGGGAAAUCAACCGAUCCCGAACUCGACCUACCUUCUAGUGCACGCCUCUGGGGAUCACCGGUAUUCCUUGAGUCUACCCGAACCUCAUUCGGAGGAACAGUCCGUUCGGCUUUCCAUGCUUUUGCGGAGGAAGAUGGAUUUGUUCCCGGGAAAGGAAGAAAAAAGCCGAGGUAUAGCCUGCAGAGGGAAGAUUGGCGUGUUAUCAAUGAACCAGAAAGUCCCCAUGAGCAAGAAGCCCCUGUAAAUUGGGAACAGGCUUUCAUACAAUCUAUCGACCAAGAGCUCGAGGAGGCAGAUUUGGCGAGUGAGCCUUCAGACGAGCCGAUGACGGAUGCUGCCCAAGCUCCAACAUUCGCAGAGGGUGCACCACAAGAUCCAAUUCCGGUGUUCGCGAAACCUUCCCUUGAGUUGACUGGGGGGAUCCUUGGAAGGCAUGCCGGCGAGUCAAAUGUUUUCUCUGAUGAACAAGUUGAUAAAGAUGGAACAGCUUUUCAUCUGCCAACGGAUACACCACAGAUUCGGCCUAUCCCUUCUCCAGGGCUCCCGAUCCCUUCGCCCCUUGUAUCUAAUUAUGCUGGCUCGCCUGGCUAUUUCCUGCCAUGGACUGCGCCCACGCAGUCCUAUGAGAGUCGACCUGUUCCUGUGGAAAUGGGCACCAUAGCAACGCCCGAAGCAUCAUCCAUCGACAUCCAUCACACCGACGCAAUCGAUCCCAGUCAUACGAGGACAGUGGAACCAGUUGAUCCGGAUGUUGAGCCCAUCCAGCAAGAACAUGUCUUGGAUGCCGGUUUUGGCUUCCGCGAUGAUUCGGCAUCAUAUCCAGACCCAGAAGGUGUAUCAGAAAAACAAGAAGUUGAGAUAAUCGACGCCGAGGUUAUUGAGGAAUCAGAUAUCAUUGAAGCUAAUGUGAUCAUCAACACUACCGGCGACGAAGCUCAAACGUCAAAUGAAGCAGAGCAGAAGCAUACCGUCAAUGUUCUUAACCGCGACCAUCAAGCACCAUUUUCGGGCUCGGCAGGUGAAUCAGAUGACUCCCCUGGUGUCAGCGAUAAAUCUGCUGCCGCUCAACCUGAUACGGGUACCGAAAAUGCCGCCGACGAAGCUCAAGCAUCAGAUGAAGCAGAUGACGAACGUCUCAUUGAUGUCAGUUACCUAUGGCGAGACGAUUCAGCAUCAUCUUCGCGCUCGGAGGAAGGCUUGGAAGAUGAAUCACUUGAAUGCUCACAGAGGAUUGAUGGCUCAGAUAUUGCCGAAGCUGAUCUUGGCAUUGAGACCGUCAGCGAUAAUGUUGGAUCUCACGAGGAACAUUCUGAGCCAGAGCCUCAGUCGGUCAAUUAUCCACAACCACCCACUGGCUUUGAUCAGGAUGCGAUUAAUGCCCUCGAAAGAAUGAUAACCGCUCGAGAUGAGGAAGUCGAAAGGAAGAGAGACAUGGAAGAGGAAAAAGAUAUGGAAGACAGCAUCGAUCAUUCAUCCAGUCAAUACAGUGAAGAACAGCAUGAAAUGACCAAGGAUGGUGAAGUGUACUAUGCGGAGUCAGUGGAAAAUUACGAUUCACAAGAUGAAUAUGAAGAAGACGAGGAUUUCCCUUGUGAUCCUCGCUUGGAAUCACAAUUGGACCAAGAUGAGUACAGUGGUGAAAAGUCUGAGCAGGAACAGAGCCUGCCUUCGCAGACGGGAACCCAAGAAGUAAUCGUGCUCGACAGUGACAGUGAUGAUGAACCUGCCUCCAAUUAUCCGGUAGCCUCAGCUUCGCAGUCAGCAGAACGAGAGGAUCACUCACACCACUCUGAAGCUGAAUAUGCAGACGUCCCUCCAGCGACAGCUGAGUUUGCAACGGGUGUACAGGAAUAUCCAGAGCCGUGGUAUGUCGGUGGAGAGGAUGGCUAUCAAAGAGCCGAGGAAGAAGAUUCAGACAUCAAUGAGCGCCAAGAGAGCGAGGAAGGUGACGAGAGCGAAGACGGCGAAGAGCCUGGAUACAACCAAAAGGAUGAUCGAGUUCACGAGAGUGACAUGGAGGAUGAUGAGCCGACCUCAGACCAUUAUGAAACGGCCCAUCCAUCUGAAGUGGCAUCACCCAACCCUGAACAGGAUGAAGACAAAGAAAUGGACGACGCGGACCUCAUCGAAGAAGCCGACCACGACGAAUCUUACAUUGCGGCUAACCUUGAUGCAGAGCAACGUGAAGAGCGCGAAUACGAUGAACAAGAUGACCGAGUUCACAAGAGCGACAUGGACGACGACGAGUCGACCCGAGACCACUAUGAAACAGACCAUCCACCUGAAGUUGUAUCCCCCAACCCUCAGCGAAACGAAGAUGAAGAAAUGGAAGAUGCGGAGCUCAUCGAAGAAGCCGACGACGAGGAAUAUCAUGAUGCGGCGACACUUGGCGUAGAGAUAGAAGUGCCAGUUGGUCGGGACUUCGACGAGGGGCAAUCAGGCAAUAUUGAUCCAGAUUUGCUUGAUAUGCCUGAAUCUCAUCAUCAAGGCCCAUCCUCGGAAGUCGAAAGUCAUGCUGGGCAGUAUCUCACUGUGGACGGACAAUCUGAUUUGCAUAUCCCUUCAUCUGCUGGAAAUGCCAUGGCCGAUCUUUUGUUGAAACAUGAACAUGAACCGACUGUCGAAGGACCCGAAGGACCUGAGGCCCUUGGCGGUCGAGUCUCGCCAUCCAUUGAGCCUUCAUUUGAGCGACAACCCUUGACCCCAGACCCCACCCAGGAAAACGCAUCCACACGUGAGCUGGUUCAUGAUAUUAAACUUGAAACUUCAUUCACGGUCGAAGAAAAUGACGCCCCUACUGGUCUGGAUAGAAUGUCGCAGCCUGCUAGCUCCCCGGAGUCCGACCAAGAUGAUGGUCUCGAAGCGGAACCUAUAAAGGAUAUCCAACAAGAGAUGCACGUUGAUGGAAAUGAUGAUGCCAUGCCUCCUUCGAAACCCGCUGAAGCUGCGGAACCCCCAGCAACGCCCGAACCUAGCCGCUCUCUGGAGGUUGUGAUCAGCACCGAAUCCCCAAAAACACCGGCAGUUCCCGCUGCACAGCCCCCAGCACCUGAUCGUAAUGCCUCUGGACUGCGUAGCAAGCUUUCUUACUUCGCCCCGCUUGCUACACUCAUUGAUCACUACAAUGCAUUGGUCGAUACCAUCUCAAUCGUCCACGAGGCUUCACCGAUAAGCCGAGCCAAAUCCGGAUCGAAAGACUGGUUCGUGACUAUUCAACUUACCGACCCCUCCAUGGCUGGCACGACUCUUCGUGCUCAGAUUUUCCGGCGCCACAAGGCCUCAAUGCCGUCAUUGACAGAAGGCAACGCCAUACUCUUACGCGACUUCAAGGUCCGGAGCCUCGAUCACGCCGUGAUGCUUGUCAGCGUCGAUUCCAGCGCAUGGGCAGUAUUCGACGGUUCAGGUCCCGAUGCCGAGACGAACGGACCCCCCGUCGAAUACGACACACAGGAACGUGCCUACGCCUCUGGCUUGCGUCGAUGGUACUAUGAAGUUGGCUCAGAUAGGGUCGCAGACCAUAAGCUCCAGGCAGCUAUUGAAAGAGACAGCCAGGAGCGCGAUAUGACACCAAGCAGUCAAGUGCCAAGUGAGUCAGGGAGUCCGGAUUCCAGGCGUGGUUCUCAGCGCAAGCGCAAAAGCAACCGAAGAGUCACUAUUCAUGAACUGCGGGAUGGCACUCGUUACACCGAGGUCGGGUCUCCAAACAGUGGAAACAGCAGUGUUCACGAGUUACGAGACGGCACAUUGUAUGCCAAUAUUUGA